Messenger RNA from Centropristis striata (black sea bass), 3087 nucleotides. It is a transcript of the gene scrt2, whose product is annotated as scratch family zinc finger 2. The coding region runs from base 354 to 1313 and encodes 319 amino acids. NCBI's taxonomy places the organism in Eukaryota, Metazoa, Chordata, Actinopteri, Perciformes, Serranidae. The transcript has 2 exons. The record is from RefSeq and is a predicted model, not a curated record. Gene Ontology annotation, biological process: regulation of DNA-templated transcription. Gene Ontology annotation, molecular function: DNA-binding transcription factor activity, RNA polymerase II-specific; RNA polymerase II cis-regulatory region sequence-specific DNA binding.
ACAGUCUCUCUCUCCCUCCUCUCUCUGUCUGUCUCCAUCUCUUCUCUUCCUCACUGGUCCCUUAAGCCUGCUGCAUCACAGGAGCUAUCCAGUGCUGAACAGGAUCGCUUUUAUUUUUUAUUUUUUUAUUUUUCUGGGGGAAGCUGGGGGAGCCAGAGAGUUUCACACAGCAUUGCCGUCAGCCUUGUUCACCACUGGUUUCCAUUUUCUUUCUUAUCUUAUGUUUUUGGCCGUUGUCUUCACAUUAACCGCAAGGAUUACCGUCAAGCCGGCUCUGCUCGUGUGCUUCCACAGAGGGUCUUUCAUUUUCGCUCAUGCGUUUUUCUCAGCUCUGUGUUUUUAUCCAUUGAAACAUGCCCCGCUCAUUUUUGGUCAAGAAGAUCAAGCUUGAUGAUUUCUCUUCGUCCAAUGUGGCCACUUCCAAUCAUCAUCACCACCUGGACGACUCGUUCACUUUUGCACGCUCCAUCACAGACUCGGUGACCAGCCUUGGGGUUCGUCUCAGUGAGAAUGGCUACAUCCAGGAUUACAUCACGCCAUCUGUAUACCAGGGGGAGAAGAAGAUGGAGCUGAAGCUGGCUUCGCCGGUGUCAGAUCCCCUCUACACCCAGGUGAGCAGCGGAGAGGAGUACUGUGACCCCGACCUGAAGCACCCCGACAGCCCGCAGUCUGGCAUGACCGCCAGUGGCUUCUACAGUGGUGAAUCGGAGGCCCUGGCCGAGGGUUACACCAUGGAUGCCUUCUUCAUCUCUGACGGGCGCUCGAGGCGGAAGGGAGACACCGAGAGUCGUGGAGGAGGUUCGAGAAGCAGCAGUGCCAACGGCGGGGCUCAGGAGAGGGGCACCGGCACGGCUCGCCACUCCUGCAACGAGUGUGGCAAGACGUACGCCACCUCCUCCAACCUCAGCAGACACAAGCAGACGCACCGCAGCCUGGACAGCAAGAUGGCCCGCAAGUGUCCCACCUGUAAUAAAGUGUACGUGUCCAUGCCAGCGUUGGCCAUGCACAUCCUCACCCACGACCUCAAGCACAAGUGCGACGUGUGCAGCAAGGCCUUCAGCCGGCCGUGGCUCCUCCAAGGUCACAUGCGCUCACACACGGGGGAGAAGCCCUUUGCCUGCGCACACUGUGGCAAAGCCUUUGCUGACCGUUCAAACCUCCGCGCCCACAUGCAAACACACUCUGCCUUCAAGCACUACAGAUGCAAGCGCUGCAAUAAGACCUUCGCUCUCAAGUCCUACCUGAACAAGCACUAUGAGUCGGCUUGCUUCAAGGGCUCUGCGGACGAAGACGACUCUGGAUCAGAAGACUAACCACGAGGAAGAAGCAAAAUUUUGAACCCCUGUUGUAGGUUCACAACCAAUAACCCUGUUCACUCUGCCCUCCAUGCCUUUUUUCUUCCCUUUUUUUAGAAAGCAAUAUUUUCACUGAGAUUACGUGAAGAAACUCUAAUGAUUAUGGCAAAGACAAUUUCAAAAGAUGCUGGAUUUUUUCCCUGCACAGUAGCUAAUCGUCCACAGAAACAUACAAUCAAACAACCUUCCCCCAAAUAGAGACUGUAGAUGAUAGUUGUACACAAUUAAGCAACAUGUGCUCGCACGGACGUGGGUUCAUGUCAACACACACACUCACACAGACAUGUAUGCAAACACACACACACACACACACACACACACACACACGCACACACACGCACACACACACACACACACACACACACAUAUUAAUGUACGCACGUGUGCACACACACUUACACACACAAUUAUAUAUGAGGCCUGGCAUGUGAAUUUUUAUCAAUGACUAUAAUGAUAUUGAUAUCAAUAGUAAUAAUAUUUAGAUUCCUGAUAUUUUAUAGCAAAUAGUAAUGAGAAAAUGAAAAAAAAAACAUAAAAAAGGACUAACAGUGUUCUUUUGUUUUUUAGAGACAAAAUGACCUCUUGUAUUUUUAUGCUGCUUUUUAUUUGCUAAGAAUUGAAUUCUUUUGCAACUGCCAACAUGAACUUUUUAUGAAAAUGUGAACUAUGACAGUAUUUGCAAAAAAGGGAGAUCAUUUUAAAAGGUAAAAAGACAACCCCCUUUUUCCACACCAAUGUUUCAAUUCAACGGAUGUUAUUUUUCUAUUUGAUUUUUCUAAAUUUAUUUUUUUGUGCUUAUUAUCCCUUGUUGAUCUAAAGCAUCUUUGUAACUGUGGGUAUUUGAAAAAAAAAAGAAGCUAAUUUAAAUAAGCUAUACACUAUCACAGGCCAUAGGUCAUUCAAUUCAAAUCUGCAAGAGCAGUGAUUUUAAAACGUCUAACAGGCCUGUUGAACAGGUUAUCACGCAUCAAAUUCAUAGUCUCACCCUGAUGUACAGACUUGGACUAAAACACUGGGAGCCAGACCAAAUGAUCUAUUGUUAUAAGUGCCAUGUGCGGUUGACUUGUCUAUAGCAAUGAAAACUCUCGUUGUUCUUCCUCCACCAUGGUGGCUUGCAUAAACUCUGCUGCCUUUAUGGUGCAUCGUCCAGUCUUAAAGAGCAAUCUUCACCCAGUGUUUGAGGUGCUCCCCCUCUGCCAGUGUUACCUCAGAGUGAAGGUAUGGACUCACACACCCUCAGUUACAAAGUGACAGUCAAAUUAUUCUGUUUGUCUGUUUUAUAUGUCGCUCAAAGCUCCGCCCACGGUUUAGAUGCAUACCAUCUAUUUAUCAUGUAAAUACUUUAUUUAACUACCUAUUUAUCUAUUUAUUUAUUCACCUUAUUUUGUGUAUUUAUUGAAGACUUGCUUAUUUGUUAAUUAUCAUGUAUUUAUUUAUUGUUUAUAAUUUAAAAAAUGAACAUCCAUUGACCUUGUAAGAUGCUGCUGAUCUUCAAAGAAAAUGUUUAUAUGCAUGAAAACUGUAGAGAGUCCAUGGGACUUAGUUUUUUAAAGAGGAACAAUGUACAGUACCAGUGUUAGGAGACUUCAAAUGAAUGAAUGCAGAAUUAACUUUUGUUUUUCGUGGCAAUAACUUUACUGACACAGCAACUGACAUGUAUAACAAUCACAGCUGUCCUGUUUUCAGUCGAUUUAGGGCAAUAAAAAGAAACGAUGAUAACGAAACACUAAAA